AUGGAGAGGCUCCCCGGCGCCCUCCGAGCGGACGACAGCAGCGGGGGCGGUGGCCUCGGCAGCGGCGGCGGCGGCCGGCGCCAGCGGCCAGCGGUCGCGGGGCAGGGCGCCUUCGAGCGGGGACGGUCGCGGCGGCGGCGCGCGCCCCGGCGGGCGCGCGGCGCGCGCGGCCGGGCGGCGCGGGCAGGACGACGCCUUCGUGGGAAAAGGCGCGUGGCGCCGGACGUGGACGGCCCCAACGCUACGCUCGACGCGCUCUCCGCGGCGGCGGCGGCCAACGCCAGCCUCAACGGCUCCGCGCCGGGCCUGGGCGCGGCCAAGGGCUUCUGCCUCGAGUGGGAGGCCGCCCAGCACAACCUCUUCCAGACGGCCAACCUCUUCUUCGCGGCCGCCUUCCUGGUGCCGCGCAGCUUCAAGCAGAGCCUGCUGCUCCUCAGGGCGCUGCUGUGCGUGGGCUUCUUCCUGUCGGCGCUGUGGGCCGGCCUGCACGUGUGCUCGCCCGACGUGUUCGCCUGGAACACGGGGCUGGUGGUGCUGAACGCGCUGCACGCGGCGCUGCUGGCGGCGCGCCACCUGCCGCCGCCGCUGUCGCUGGAGCUGGCCGAGCUCUACCUCAAGCUCUUCAAGCCCCUGCGCGUCUCCAGGAAGCACUUCAAGGAGCUGACGCGCGAGGGGCAGGUGCUGCGGCUGCAGCCGGGCGACACCUACGCCGUGGAGGAGGUGACAGCCGCCGACGAGCGCCUCUCCGUGCUGCUGCGCGGCAAGCUGCGAGUGACGUGCGAUGACACGCAUCUGCACUACAUCUCGCCGCACCAAUUCAUCGACUCGCCCGAGUGGGAGGCGAACCACGACACCAGCGACGACGUCUUUCAAGUGACGAUCACAGCGGAGCAGGAGUGCGUGUACAUCUGCUGGCCGCGGAUCAAGCUGGAACGCGUCCUACGCCAUAGACCGUUGCUCAAGACUGUUCUCGACAACAUCAUCGGCAAGGACAUCACGCACAAGCUGUACUCCCUGAACGAGCAGCUGGCGCUGGCGGGUGCGGCGGCGGUGGCGGAGGCGGCGGCGGCGGCGCUGUCGCGACCGGCCGACCACUGGCGCCACGCCAUGAGCCGCUCGCUCAGCGUGGACGCCGUGCACACGGGCACGCGAGGCCACGUGCGCUCGCUCGCCUGGCGCCAGUCCUCGCACCGCACCUCCUCCGCGCUCACCGAGGGCAAUUUGGGUACGUAUGUAAACAUGACAUCCUACACGCCUAAAAUCCUACACGCCAUAACUCCUACACGCCAAAAAUCUGUGACAAGGAAUGUACGCAUUGUAUUUCUCUUUUUACGAACGCACUUUCAUUACAAUAAUUGUCAGUUACGAUGCAAUAAAAACAUCUAUUUGAAAGAAACUUUAUCAUUUGAAAGGGAGAUGUAUGGUGAUUUUCUUUUUUGUAUUUAUACUGUACAAUUUGAAAAACCAUAUACUACAUUUGGGAUCAUUAAAUUCGUUUUCAAAUUCAAUUAUUAA
This is a messenger RNA of Gryllus bimaculatus (two-spotted cricket), 1515 nucleotides long. NCBI's taxonomy places the organism in Eukaryota, Metazoa, Arthropoda, Insecta, Orthoptera, Gryllidae. The record is from the annotation of a GenBank genome assembly.